Callorhinus ursinus (northern fur seal) is the source of this 951-nucleotide messenger RNA. RefSeq names its product olfactory receptor 2B8-like. The record is from RefSeq and is a predicted model, not a curated record. Gene Ontology annotation, biological process: G protein-coupled receptor signaling pathway. Gene Ontology annotation, molecular function: olfactory receptor activity; G protein-coupled receptor activity. Lineage: Eukaryota; Metazoa; Chordata; Mammalia; Carnivora; Otariidae. Gene Ontology annotation, cellular component: membrane.
AUGCAGUAUAAAACAAUGGAGUCCCCCUUCUUGCACAGGCAGAGCACAAGGGAAAGAGUGAAUGACAGCGCCUUCUCAAGGUUCCUUCUCCUAGGCUUCUCCAACAGGCCUCAGCUGGAGAUGCCUCUCUUUAUAGUCAUCCUGAUCGUCUACUUCUUGAGCUUUCUUGGCAAUGGCAUGAUUAUACUUCUGUCGCAGAUGGACAUUUGCCUGCACACCCCCAUGUAUUUCUUCCUCUCCAACCCCUCUUUCAUGGAUCUUUGUCUGACCACCUGCACCGUCCCUCAGACGCUGGCCAACCUCAAGGAGCGGGACAAGACCAUCACCUAUGGUGGCUGCGUGACCCAGCUCCUCAUCGCCCUGGGGCUCGUGGUCAUGGAGUGUGUGCUCCUGGCCAUCAUGGCCUAUGACCGCUCCAUUGCCGUGUGUUGCCCACUGCACUACCUCGCCAUCAUGCACCCGCAUCUCUGCCUGCAGAGGGUGCUAACUGCUUGGCUCACAGGGUUUGGCAACUCGGUGCUACAGACGGCCCUGACCAUGACUCUUCCCCUGUGUGGGAGAAACCAGGUGGACCAUCUCUUCUGUGAAGUUCCCGUGAUGCUGAAGCUGGCCUGUGCCAAUACCUCCAUCAACGAGCCUGAACUCUUCACGGUCAGUGUCUUCUUCCUCAUGGUGCCCCUGUCGGUCAUCUUAGUGUCCUAUGGCCACAUCACCCAGGCCGUUCUGAAGCUAAAGUUGGCCCAGGGGAGGUGGAAGGCCUUCGGAACCUAUGGUUCCCACCUGAUGGUGGUGGUCAUCUUCUUUGGCACACUCAUCUCCGUGUACCUCCAGCCUCCCUCCAGUUAUUCGCAGGAUAUGAACAAAAGCAAUGUGCUGUUCUACACUCUGGUGACUCCCCAGCUGAAUCCCAUCAUUUACACUCUGGGGAACAAGGAGGUCAAGGGGCACUGA